AUGGCCCGGCACUACAAGUGGACAGCUGUCCUCCUGCCAGACCCCGCCCGUCCCAGCCUCCCCCGGCUCGUCCUGUGCAGGAUCCCAUCUCUGCCUGGCUCCCCAGCUGAACCUGCCCCUGAACAUAACUCUUCUCCUUGUUCCCCCUUUAGAGCCAUCUGCAGCUCCUCCCCUGGCUCCCACCAUGGCCCCCCAACUGGCCCCGCCCCUGAGCGGAAGAGGAUGAAGAACCUGAGGAUUCUGAUGAAGAGGAGGGAGCAGUCUGGCAGCAGGUGGAGCGAGAGAGUCGCUGAAGAUCCAGGUAAGUCUCACCUUGGCUCUUCAGGUAGGUCACCUCUUGGCUCCUUCACUAGGACCUCCCCCACUUCUGGUUCCCCUCAUGGCUCCCUUCUUGACUCUGGCAGCUCUCCGUGCUCUUCCUCUCGCUCCUCCUCACGCUUUUCCUCUAGCUCCUCCUCUCGCUCCUCCUCACGCUUUUCCUCUAGCUCCUCCUCUCGCUCCUUCUCUCUGUCUUUUUCUAGCUCCUCCUCCUCUCGCUCUUCCUCUAACUCUUCUUCUAGCUCUUCCUCUUGCUUCUGGUCUCUUGUGCCGACAGCUCAUCCGACCAGGAUCACCCUCAGAAGGCGGCAGAGGACCAGCUCCUCUCUCCAGAGCCCCUGUGAGCUUCUUGAACCUGCUGCACCCUGGGAGGCUCAGCCGGUAGGGAACGUCCCUGUGAAGAAGAGCAUCCGGCUUCUGAUGAAGAAGAGGACCCAGAGAGGAGAGGAGGUGGGAGGCAGAAUUAAGUGUGACCUUUCAUGCAAAAAAGAGAGAGGAGAGGAGAUGAGAGGGCAGUAUGAAGCUCAAGCUCUCGUGCAAAAGUCUUUUUGUGUGAGGAGAGAGAUGAGGAAAGAAGCUAAAAAGCUGAGUCGGGAUAUGUAAUGAGAAGAAGAGAAGAUGGAAGUGCAAUAUAAAGUGAAAACAUAUCAUUAAUUGACUUAUGCUAUGUGAUGGAUUUGGUGUGUACUUACUUAGCCAGUCAUGAUUAAAUUGUGAAUAAAGUGUUUUAAAUAAAUUGUCAAAACUGGA
Messenger RNA from Gymnodraco acuticeps, 1068 nucleotides. Its product is annotated as putative protein TPRXL. Lineage: Eukaryota; Metazoa; Chordata; Actinopteri; Perciformes; Bathydraconidae. Bases 1 to 921 code for a protein of 306 amino acids. The transcript is spliced from 4 exons. The record is from RefSeq and is a predicted model, not a curated record.